Molecule: messenger RNA, 1137 nt
Organism: Besnoitia besnoiti
Lineage: Eukaryota; Apicomplexa; Conoidasida; Eucoccidiorida; Sarcocystidae
Product: SAG-related sequence
Exons: 1
Coding region: 1-1137 (378 amino acids)
Cellular component (GO): membrane
Source: RefSeq, a predicted model, not a curated record
AUGGGACUGGGGUACGCGGCGCAUCCGCGAGGCGGGUUCAGUUCAACCCGUAGGCUGGCGGCAGUGCUCAUCUGUGGCAUCGUGUUGCUAGGCAGCAUUGAGAGCGCUGCAGAACCUACGCAACGACUUGUGCGUCCUCACUCUCUGGUCCAAGAAGAUACCGGCAAGACCGAAUCAACCGCAUCGUGCUCGUUACAGGAAGACAAUAAUGAGCCCAGUCCGAAAAAGUUGACUAUGUCAGAGAUUAGCCUCAGCGCUACGCUCAAUUGUGUCGGUGAUACGAACCAAGUCAUCCCGUCGGAGAAGGAAACUGUCUGUUCCUCUGACGCCUCGUUGGAAGACUGCAAAGCGAGCUCGUCGAACAAGCUGGUCAAAUUAGAUGACCUACUCGAGCCAGGUGCGGCGAAGGCGAGCAUCAGUCCCAUUGAGUCCAGCGCCAACAAAGGACAAAAGUGGACUAUGACUCUGGAGCGUGCAAAGCUUCCUCUGACGGACAAGCAUUUUCUUGUUGGCUGUGCGAAAUCAGAGGAAGACAAAAAGUUGAAGGUAGGUGUAACCGGUGACUGGAAAUGCAAGCUGCCGAUAACAGUCAAGGCCAAGUCGUCCUCAGUCGAUGACAAUGUUGUCACCUGCGCCUAUGGGGAGGACAGCAACAAAGCAGAACCUUUGAAGGUUGAAGUGAGUCCGGCGACGAACAAAAUGGUUCUCGACUGCGGCAAAGCGGGUUCCCUCCAUCCGGAGGGCCUGACCACUUUUUGUGAGCCCGGCUCAGAAACGCUGGAGAAGUGCGUGACCAAGGGGUUCGAAGAGAUUUUGCCGACUUUUGUAAAGGAUUGGUGGGUACCCAACGAGGGCAAAACGUCUUCAACGCUGACGAUCCCGAGUUCAGGAUUUCCUUCCGCGGAUCAAAAGUUCCUUGUGGGGUGUGUUUUGAACGAGACCUCCCAGCUCCCCCAGGAGCCUGGCGGUGUGCAGAGAGACAAGUUGGAGCCCUCCGGCAACAAAACUUCAAGUUGUAAGGUUCUUGUUACUGUUAAGGCGGCUGGCGCUUCAUCGAUUGUAAGCAGCAACUUGCGUGGUCUUAUUGUGGUGUCUGGGUUUUUUGGUUUGUUAGGUUUUAUUGCUGACUAUUUCUGA